Messenger RNA from Sclerotinia trifoliorum, 2877 nucleotides. The record is from the annotation of a GenBank genome assembly. Lineage: Eukaryota; Fungi; Ascomycota; Leotiomycetes; Helotiales; Sclerotiniaceae.
AUUUCAUCUCUAUCUUUGUCUUCUCUGGAAAACCCUCUUCCUGUAAUUCUCUAUAUUGCUGCAUCGCACAGCUAUCAUCACCCAUUCGCCUGCAUAUCCUUAUGUAAAGAUCAACUCGAGUUCCUGCCUUUCUCACUACACCCCGCGGCUCCACCCUUCACGACUUUACUUUUCUCCCCGCAUGGCUGUCCGCUUCUGAUAAAGGUGGGAAGCGCACACAGCAAUGCCUCUCCCACCAAGGCUUUUCCACGGUGAUGUGGAGUUGGGGAAACGAGAUGAUGAUCAUAAGUCUGGCUCGAAAGCGCCACUAGGAUUUGCUUGGAAACAUCGAAGGCCACAUGUCCAACGUCGAUCGAUCAAGAAGAUUAUAUUAGGUCUAUUGGUUGGAAUUGGGCUCUAUUACUUCUAUAAGAAUAUGCCGACAGAUCUUCAGAAUCCGCGACAGAGACCCCAUUAUACGCAGACUGGAGCGGUACCUGCAAAAGCUGGCUCGAAAGCUCCCUCUUCCCAACUGAAUCCAAAUCAUGUCUCGAAAACAAAAGAUAGUGAAUCUAUCGAGAUAACUGGGCAUGACUUCAAUGGUCCAAUCAGAUUCUAUCAACUGGCUUCGACUUUACAUGCGAUGUCGAGGGUUAAAGGUUCUGAUCCUGUCAACAAUAAUGUGGUAUGUCGUUGGCCAGGACCCAACGUCAUCGUUUCGAAACUAACGGUUUCUUAGUUAUUUGCAGCUUCGAGUUUGAAAAGCGCUUCAAGUUUAUUACCUAUUGCGUGCGAAAUGGCUUUGAGAGAAAGAAAUUAUGUACAUUUUGCGUUUAUGGGGAGGGAUGAUAUUCCAAUGGAUAUAUUGAAGUCCGUUAAUGGCGUUAAUAAGGAUUGCCAGAUUUUUUUUCAUGGUAUGGAAAUCUUCUAAUUAAUUUGUUGCAUGUUUCUAACCUGGUUAGAUGCACGACCCGACUAUUCUUUACAGAGCUCAGAUUUCCGAAUGGAAGUUAGUUGUUCCGCUGGUCUUAAGCAUAUCAACUCUUUUGUCCACCCACAAGCUGUUAUUGUUGAUGCAUCUGGGGAUGAGAAUGAUUACUUGAUCUCGACGUUUAAAACUCGAGCCAACGCAUUAGACAUAACCUUGAUUGAACUUCCUGCAAAUGUUGAACAAAAUCUUAUGUGGAUUGUUCAAUUGGAUAGUGCCUCAUUGAGUGGUAAGUGCAUCUCUGAAGGAAAGCGCAUGCCCGUUUGGCUAAUGAUCAUAGCUUGGACCAAAAUCAGUAUCGAUGUAAUUGUUCACGCGCAACCAGAAAGAUCUGGAUCUUUGAUUAGGUUACUCACAUCUCUCAAGAAUGCCGAUUAUUUUUCCAGCAACGUACCACGAUUAACGAUAGAAUUACCGCACAACGUAGAUGAACCAACCAAGCGAUUUCUUUCAAAAUUCAAGUGGCCACCAAAGCGUAGUCAAGGCGAGGGUAGUCUCCUGACACUUCGUCAUCGAAUUCCACAACACGGACUUAGUGCAGAAGAAAAUUCGAUUAAAUUCAUGGAAUCAUUCUGGCCUGCAGAUCCUAUGUUCGCCCAUGUCCUUGUUCUCUCUCCUCAGGCUGAACUUUCGCCUCUCUACUUCCAUUACCUCAAAUUCGCGCUAUUAGAGUAUAGGUACUCUUACAACAGAGCUGUGGCUCAAAAGAAUAUGCUUGGGAUAAGUCUUGACCUUCCAACUACUUAUCUCAAUGAUUCAACGGUAUUUACUCCACCCAAAUCAACAAGUACAAAACCGAGUCCAUUUUUAUGGCAAGCUCCAAAUAGUGACUCUGCUCUUUAUUUUGGAGACAAAUGGGUGGAACUUCAUGACUUCACAGCCAGAACGAUGUUUUCUCAACACACCUCACCUUCACCAACUACUUUGGGUAAUAACUACGUCAGUAAAACAUAUCCAUCAUGGUUAGAGUAUGUCCUCAAAUUAGCGAGGGCACGCGGCUAUUGGACUCUUUACCCCAAUUUCGAGAGCUGGGAUGCUCUAUCUACAAUCCAUACAGACCUUUAUACACCACCAGAAGAAUACAUGAACAAUCCGGAUGAGGCAACGGAUUUCACAGCAAACCCAGCGGAACAUCUAUCUUUAAAACAAAAAGACGAGCCAUUGAUAGAAGGUUCUUUACAAACGCUUCUAUCGGAUUUACCUGUCGAAAUUGCUGAAAUGCAAAUGAUUGGUUGGGAUGGUGAGGACAUUGAUGACGAAGUGCUACAAUUACGAGCCAAGGAAUACAGUCGAAUUUUCCGGCAAGGAAUUGGAGGAUGUGCCACUGGAGUUGCAGAAAAGAAAAGAGUUCAUAUGCUGGCAGAGGACUUGUUUUGUUCAGAGCAUGAGCCAUUGGAGUCUUUGGAAUCUCUUGCGCCAAUAUCGCCUAAGGUAACUUCCGCCUUGGAGUCAAAGGACACUACUAGCAAGACAGCCACAAAAACCGAUGGUGUGGUUAGUAAUGUAGAUAAGUCUUCUACCUAGUGUAAGUAAAGCCUGGUUUAUGUCAUUUCUAUGGUGGGUAUAUACCGAUAUGUACAAAACGAACUUUUUUAAGGAGAACCAAUGAUAGAGAAGUUCUUUCCUUCUUUACCGUGAUCGGUAUUUAUGAGGCUCUUUCAUGCGUACGCUUAGAUUACUAUUGGUCGUUGCAAGUACGGAAGAUUGGCCCAAAUGCCAAGCACAAAGAACAUAUGAUAUGAUUCUCGAAGCUGCUCAGGCACCAAUGUCGGUUUACUCCUAAUUCCCUUGAUUCCUCCGAAAUUUUGGAGCUUUUGAAAGAAGAAAUGAUCCGGUUAAUAACGAGGAGAAAUUUCCUACCAUAAAGGAAUGGUGUUACAUCUCCGACUUCAUUGGUGGUGAUCUCGUGG